CAUGGCAGACCAUUCGUCAAGGUAGAUGUUCCUCGUACGCAUGCGAUGAUGGCAUUUACUGACUGACUUGCCUUAGUGUCUUCCACUCUCGCCUCUUCACCUUCCACGCAGGUGAGAAUGGCGCAUCAACCACUGUCCACUCGGGCGCUGUUGCGGCUGUCUCGACUCCUCUCAAGCUGUUGAUGGAGGAAGAGACCCCCGAUGGUCCCAGAACCAGCGCUAUCCUUGAGGGUGUGCGUGAAGAAGAUCUUCUGCGCUUCUGUGACUUCUGUUACACCUCAACCUACACCGACCCUUACCCUGUUGUCAUCAAGCAAUCUUCCACUCCUGCCCCAGACACCAGCAAUGGCAAAGGCACUUCCACAGCCUUGGUUCCCACUACCGAUGAGACCACUCUCCAGCCGCCUGCCGCAAAGCGUCUGCGCACCGAAUCACCUGCUAGACUUACAGGCUUCGGCAGACCCAGUCUUCUCGGCACACCCGUGACUCCUGACGCUACCACCGCUUCUAAACUCAACAACAAGCUCUUGCUCCAUAGCGUAUUCGCAAACACCUCCACUAGCGGCCGCGUCUUCGGCGCCGUCAAGCCCAAGACCUUUACUGUCUCGUCCAACGACAACCACACCAGCGUCUUCAUCGCCCACGCUGCCAUGUACAGCCUGGCCAUCCGCUACGACAUCACCAAGCUCAAGGCUCUGUCGCUCCAAAAGCUCAGUGACAAGCUUAUGCGUUUCGAGUGCAAGGCCGAGCGCGUCGGCGAUGUCAUGGCUCUGGUCCGUUAUGUGUACGAGACCGAGCGCACCAUGACCAGAGACAUGCAGGACUUGAGAGACGUCGUUACCAGAUACGUCGUCUCCGAAGUCAGUGAAUUCGGCAACAGCGAGGAGUUCGGCGCACUCUUGGAGGAAGGAGGUCUGUUCGUCAAGGACUUCUGGUCCCUGAUCUACAGCACCUUGCUUUAGCAAGACAAGGGGUGGAUGCAGAGAGUGACAGCUUUGCUAGAGAGAUGGGACGCAAAGAAAGGUGCUGUUACCGUGAAGAGCCAAAGAGAGAUAGCGGUGAUUCUGGACUUGUUCGAUGAUGAAUCACAUUACUGUGGUGAAUAGCUUGCUUCUGCUGUGUUGUCAUCAGUCUGCAGUAGUUGAGAGAAGGGCGUUGUUUGACGCGUCUCUUGCAUGUAGACAAACAAUCUCAAUCUCAACUCUGUCGCCAUAAAUUGAUCCCUAUGAGCUUUGACGAAUGACAGCUCUCGAUGUACGCACGCUGCUCAGAUGUCAACUUUCACUUUGCUGACCUGACCUUGUCCAGCGGGUAAUCAACCAACACUCACCGGAAUAUCCAAUCCUCCAUCUUCCGCAUCCUUCCCUCUCACAACCUUUAUU
This is a messenger RNA of Aureobasidium pullulans EXF-150, 1382 nucleotides long. RefSeq lists its product as uncharacterized. The record is from RefSeq and is a predicted model, not a curated record. The transcript has a single exon. Bases 183 to 962 code for a protein of 259 amino acids. NCBI's taxonomy places the organism in Eukaryota, Fungi, Ascomycota, Dothideomycetes, Dothideales, Saccotheciaceae.